AGAAGAUUGGAGGAGAAAUAAAAUAGCAUUAUUCCUAGUUUUACCACGCGGAGUCGGAGAUAUAAUACCGAAAGUCUUCGACAACCACACAGAAACAUAGUACUCAGUACUGGCUGGCGAGACUGACGGAGAUGGCGACGGAGUUGCAGAGAGGGUUUCCUCUUCUGAGACAGCAAACCACAGCCCUGCUGAAGAAGAACAUCCUUCUAUCCUUGAGAAACAAGAGGACUACCUUCCUUCACCUCUUCUCCUCCCUCUUCUUCAUUGCUCUCUUGUUCGGAAUCCAAAAGGCCACCGAUUACCGUUCCAGGCACCCCUCCGCCGUCGCCGCCGUCGCCGAUCCUCAAGCCGCCACCGACCCUUCUAUUCCCGCCUGCGAGCACAAGCUCUUCAUCAAACGCCCGUGUUUCGAUUUCGCCUGGAGCGGCAGCAGCAGUUCCAGGAUUCAGGCCAUCGUCGCCGGAAUCCUUGCAAACAAUCCCGGCCGCCCAAUUCCGGCGAGUAAGGUUAUAUCAUUUGCAAGCAAAGAUGAGUUGAUUAAUUGGCUUCUACAAGAGCCAAUGCGUACCCCGGGAGCUCUUCAUUUUGAGGAAAAGAAUGCAACAGUGAUAAGCUAUGGUGUUCUAACAAAUUCAUCAACUUAUAUUGAAGUCCCAAGGCAGAUUGAAGAUCCCACUUUCAAGUUCAGAAUUCCUCUCCAACUUGCUGCAUCAAGAGAAAUUGCUAGAUCUUUAAUUGGAGAUUCAACUUUCAGCUGGAACAUCGCAUUCAAGCAAUUUGCACAUCCUGAAUUGAGAAAGCGCGACGAGGACGAUUAUUCUAUCUCUAAUGAAAUAGCAAUUAAUAAUUUUGGCCCCAUUUUUUUCUAUGCGGUUUGCAUGUUUGCUUUUGUGUUUCAGAUGAGCUCCAUUGUUGCGGAGAAAGAACUCAAACUUCGUCAGGCAAUGGCUGUGAUGGGCCUCUAUGACACUGCUUAUUGGGGCUCUUGGAUUAUAUGGGAAGGAUUUAUGUCGUUGCUUUCAUCACUCUUCAUAAUUCUUUUCGGGAUGGCUUUUCAACUACACGUUUUCUUGGAAAACAACUUCGCUUUCGUGUUUCUCUUGUUCUUUCUUUUCCAGUUGGACAUGGUUGCUUUUGCAUUCCUCUUCUCAAACUUUGUCCGCAAGACCUCGUCAGCAUCAUCUGUUGGUUUUGCCAUAUUUGUUGUUGGUGUUCUAACCCAGGCUUUCUCAGUGUUAGUAUACAUUGAUACGAAAUUGAAGCAUAUGUAUCAAAGGCUACUCUGGUCACUUUUUCCACCAAACCCUUUCUCUGGAGGCCUUGGUUUGUUAUUGGCAGCUUCACGACAUCCUGGGAAUGGGAUCAGCUGGAGUAGGCAUUCUUUAUGUGAUAUAGAUGAUACCUAUUGCCGCCCAAUUGGCUAUUUUUAUCAAUGGCAGAUAGCAACAUUCUUCAUGUGGCUUAUUGUAGCAAUUUAUGUCAACAAUAUCUGGACCAAUUCUACAGGGGUAAAGAAACCAUAUUUUUACUUUCUAAAUCCCAGUUACUGGACAGGAAAGGAUGAAUAUAAGUCAGAAGAAAAUGGGAAGUGUUGUGGAUCUAAUUCUCCGCCACCAAAUGAUCGCUUCGAUGCAAAUGAUGAGGGUGUUCUCGAGGAGGAGAGUCGAGUGAAGCAGCAGGCAAGUGAGGACAACAUUGAUCCUAAUGUUGCUGUUCAGCUACGCGGUCUGUUCAAAACUUAUCCGAAGAAAAUAAAGCUAAGUUGCCGCUCUUGCUGCUUUUGUUGUUAUUGUUGUGUAUGCAGGACGAGAAAAGCGUACACUGCUGUGAAGAGUUUAUGGCUAAACUGUGAGAAGGAUCAAUUGUUCUGUCUCCUCGGGCCGAAUGGUGCAGGAAAGACUACUGUAAUUAAUUGCUUGACUGGCAUGACUUCUGUGACUCAUGGAGAUGGUUUGGUUUAUGGGAAUUCUGUUAGAAGCUCUACUGGUCUUUUAAACAUUCGGAAACAAAUUGGAGUCUGCUCUCAGUUUGACACACUUUGGGAUAAACUGUCUGCAAAGGAGCACCUCGAGCUCUUCGCUAGCAUCAAAGGAUUGCCUCAAACUUCAAACAAAUCUGAGGCUACAAAUUUACUUGCCCAAGUAAAGCUCGAGGAUGUUGGGAAAGUAAGAGCAAGUAGCUACAGCGGAGGGAUGAAGCGACGUCUUAGUUUAGCCAUUGCAUUGAUUGGUAAUCCGAAGCUUCUGAUAUUAGAUGAACCUACAACUGGAAUGGAUCCUGUAACCCGGAGACAUAUCUGGAAUGUGAUCGAGUCUGCCAAGCAUGGGCGCUCGAUUAUUUUGACAACACAUUCAAUGGAGGAAGCUGACAUUUUAGCAGAUCGGAUUGGGAUCAUGGCGAAGGGGAGGCUUCGUUGCAUAGGAAAUUCGACCACGCUCAAGUCUCGAUUUGGAGCUGGUUUUAUCACUAAAGUUAGCUUAGACAAAGGAGAAGAUGAUGGAAAUACCAUAGAGGAUCAUCACAACAAACAUCAUUUGGCUGUGAAAGAAUUUUUCAAAAUGCACUUGGAUGUGAUGCCAAAGGAGGAGGAUACGUCGUCCUUGACUUUCGUUAUCCCUCAUGGGCAGGAGAGGCAAUUAUAUGAAUUUUUCAAAGAGAUGGAGAAUAGAAAAUCAGAUUUCGGCAUACAAAAUGUUCAAAUUGGACUGUCUACACUGGAAGAAGUUUUCUUGAGUAUUGCUCAGAAGGCAGAGUUAGAGAGUGCAACAGUUGAGGGAAAUGUCAAGACAUUGACUUUACCUUCUGGAGCUUCAAUCCAAGUUCAUUUAGGGGCAAAAUAUGUUGAGAUUCCUGGAUCUGUGUCGCCCGACAACCCGCGAGGGCUCAUGGUUGAGGUGUAUUGGGAACAGGAUGACAAUGGCAACCUCUGCAUUUCUGGGCAUUCGAAUGAGACUCCAGUGCCAUCAAACUUCCGUAGAACACCCACUGGAUUAGUUCCAUAGUAGACUACUAGUGUACAAGGCUAGAAGUGUACUUACUUGGGAUAUAUCUGAUGUUGGAAUGCACAAGAAAGUACAGCCAUGUUCAUAACAUACCACAUAUAACGAGUAAUGAGCACAAUAAAGUAUGAUAAUUGUUUGAAAUGGAUGUCUUUGGGAAGUGGCACUACUCUCUUUGUUCACAAUUCACAAAAGUACAAACUUGUGUGAAACUACCUAAUGUGAGACAUUUAAUAGUUUUGUA
Molecule: messenger RNA, 3243 nt
Organism: Ipomoea nil (Japanese morning glory)
Lineage: Eukaryota; Viridiplantae; Streptophyta; Magnoliopsida; Solanales; Convolvulaceae
Product: ABC transporter A family member 9-like
Exons: 16
Coding region: 132-3002 (956 amino acids)
Biological process (GO): transmembrane transport; lipid transport
Cellular component (GO): membrane; intracellular membrane-bounded organelle
Molecular function (GO): ATP binding; ABC-type transporter activity; lipid carrier activity
Source: RefSeq, a predicted model, not a curated record